This is a messenger RNA of Theobroma umbraticum, 892 nucleotides long. Its product is annotated as TLDc domain protein. The record is from RefSeq and is a predicted model, not a curated record. NCBI's taxonomy places the organism in Eukaryota, Viridiplantae, Streptophyta, Magnoliopsida, Malvales, Malvaceae.
CUGAUGAAAAGAUAGGCCACUCAGAUAUUAGAUAAGGCACCGUUCUUCUUGUGGAAUUUGUGAGGAUGUCAGUGAAUGAAAGAUUAAAUGGCUUGUUGCAUCUCAAACACAGUGUUCCAGCAGGGCUGGAGGAGAAGCCCUUCCAGCUUAUUUGGUUGGAACGUAGGUAAGAAGAAAAAUGCUGAUCUUAAGCCACAACCCAAGUACCAUGUUGUUGAUCUUCCUUUCUCUCCUUCCCUGGUUGACAGAACAUUCUUAAGAGGUAGGGAAUUAAAAUGUUGCUAUAAGGCUACUAUUGAUGGAUUUAGCGCGACCAAUUUUCACGACUGCUGUGAUUUCAAGGGACCCUGUGUGAUAAUUGGAUACACAGACAAGUCCUUCAAGUUUGGUGCAUUUAACCCUGAAGGCUAUAGGAGCACAGAUGAUUACUACGAUACAUUCGAUGCGUUCCUCUUCUACUGGACAGGCAAAGAGGGAACUGAUCCCAUCGUACUGCCCAAAAUAGGGGGCAGUGGUGCAGCACUGUUUGAUUAUGCUAGAGGGGGUCCCCAGUUUGGGGCUGAUGGGUUGCUCAUUGGACCUCCCCUGGCGCCAGUCAUGGGCGGGUUUGCAGGGCCUGACACCAAUUCCGGGAUUGGAGACUUGAGGCAAGCUAAGUCUAGAUUGGGUUUGUCAUAUGCUAAGACGAAGGAUGGUAAGGAGUCCAUCUUUGGGGACGAGUCUAGGGCUACCCUUGAGGAAGUGCAAGUUUUUUGCAGUCCUCAAAUUGCCAGCUUAUACUAAUGCCAGUAGGAACUUGUAAAUUCUGAUUCAAACAACUUAAUGAAAAGAAAGUUCUUUGUAGUGUAUAUCUUUUGCAAUGAAAAAUCCUUUUAGCAGCAUUUUAUUUAAA